Molecule: messenger RNA, 3026 nt
Organism: Exophiala mesophila
Lineage: Eukaryota; Fungi; Ascomycota; Eurotiomycetes; Chaetothyriales; Herpotrichiellaceae
Exons: 4
Coding region: 723-2735 (670 amino acids)
Biological process (GO): secondary metabolite biosynthetic process
Molecular function (GO): flavin adenine dinucleotide binding; oxidoreductase activity, acting on CH-OH group of donors
Source: RefSeq, a predicted model, not a curated record
CUCAGCGUACCAGCGUGCCAUCUUACCCGACCUCUGGCACGCUUGACCACCGACCGAUGCGUCCUGUGCGCUGUUACGAUUGGCGUGGCGUUGUCUCGGCAUUCCUAGGAUAUCAUGCCUUGAUUCCUGCCCUGUCAUCACAUAGGUCCCUCUUUGGGACUGCUUUUACAAUUACAGCGAAUCUCUGCUGUCACAAUGCCUUACCCAUCAGGUAUUCAGCCGACAUACGUGAUGAAAUGGGGUACUGGUUGUGGAGCCAUGUAUCCCUCCAUCAUGUGUGCUGGUGGAUGCAUGCAGCCUCCACGAGCCUCCGACAGUAGAGCCUCCAUUCGUUUGCGUCGGCGCCAAUUCAAGUUUCUUGACAUCGCGGCCACAGCCGAGACUAACACAGUGGUAGCUCCUUCGACUUCGAUACAAACCGAGCAGCCAAGUUUGUGCCAAAAGAACGGUGUCUGACUGCCCAACCUUUGAUUGUGUUUCUAAUUCUAGUUUUGCAGUCGCGGCUUGUCCUCACCCUAUUCCUAUUGCCCGUUCCCAAUAGAGCGUUUGUUUGUUUGCUAUCGUGUUUCUAACGACCAAAGUUGAGGGGUUUGAGCUUUGGUUGAGAUUCCCACCACUCAGUUUGAGCAUACUCGCCAGUAUCCUGACAUCAGAGUUGCAGCAGUUAUAACCAAAGGUGUGAGGGUACCUCUAUCAAUUCUUUCACUGUUCCAGUCCUCAGGAUGAAACACUCUUUUCUAUUGGGUCUUUUGCUGCACACCAGUCUAUCUUGGGGUCGAACACUCAACAGCAGGAGCAUCAUCAACAAUGCAAACAACCAGACAUUUGACUACAUUGUUGUUGGAUGUGGUGCUGCAGGAUUGACCGUCUCGGCACGAUUGUCUGAGGAUGAAGACGUGUCAGUGUUAUGUCUAGAAGCUGGAGAGCUGGAUCAAGGGGAAGACCAAAUUCAAUUCCCCUACUAUAUUGGUCUUCAGCCUCCUAACUUCUAUGUCUGGGGCAUGCACUCUGUCCCCCAAAAUCAGCUUAACGGCGAAGGUCGUUAUGUACCGGUGGGUAGAGGAGUUGGCGGGGGAACCCUUAUCAACGGGUUGAUCUGGAAUCGGGGUAACCAGGAUGGUUAUAAUGCUUGGAACGAGUUAGGGAACGAUGGAUGGGGCUGGGAUGACCUCUUACCUUAUUUCAAGAAGUCUGAGACUUACACACCCAAGAUCUACAACACUUCAACAUUAAUCGAACCACAUCUCCAGAACUCGUCGGUUCACGGCGACAGUGGCCCCAUGCAUGUUUCAUAUCCUGAGUACUACUGGCCUCAGUCAGAUAACUACUUCGAAGCAUUACUGGAACUUGAUAUUCCUUUGUCCGCUGAGCCAAACGAAGGUCUGGAGGCUGGUGGAUACUUCGUCCCGCUAAACAUCCACCCAGACGAACAGAUCCGUUGGGACGCAAGGAAAGGAUAUUACGACCCAAACGCAAAUCGCACCAAUUUCAACGUCCAAGUCAACUCGCAAGUGACGAAAAUCCUAUUUGAAGACAAUGAAGCUGAAGAGCUCCGGGCCCACGCUGUUCAAUAUUCCGCUGGACGAGGCGAGCCAGUCCAGACGGUCUUUGCACGUCAAGAAGUUAUCCUUGCCGCAGGCGGCCUUUUUUCACCAAAACUCCUUGAGCUCUCUGGCAUUGGUCAAGCAUCAAUUCUUGAGCCUCUUGGAAUUGAAGUGCUCCGGAACCUGCCUGGAGUGGGCAAUAACCUCCAAGAUCAUCCUAUGAUUCAAAUUUCGUACUAUUACACCAACAGCAGCUAUCGAACAAUCCUUGACUUCAGACGUGACCCAGAAUAUAACGAACAAUGCCGAGAGGAAUUCCUGGAAUCGAGAACUGGCCCUUGGACGGCCAAACCUAGCGGUGCUGUUGCAUUUCCUUCGCUCCGCCAGGUCACCGACGCUGGAGACGCGAAUUCUAGACUUGCGCGCGCGCGCUCGGCCCCCGACUAUCUCCCUUCAAAUUACGCGAAUGAAACAACUCUCCAGAACGGAUAUCUCGCCCAACUUGUCAGCACAAUAAACGACCUCAAUCAAUCGUACACUCCAAUUUUUGAGAACCUCAACGACAAUGCAGGAGGUCUACAUCUUGCUCUGAUGCGACCUUUGUCACGAGGUACCACUCACAUCACCAGCGAUGACCCAUUCCGGGUACCAGCAAUUGACCCACGGUGGCUUUCCCACCCCUUCGACUUUGACACAUUAAUCCUCGGUUUGCAACUAAACCAGCGUAUCCUUCACACCGCGCCAAUCCAGGUACUUCAGCCGUCGUACCCUGAUCUAGAUGAGGACGCCACUGAAGACCAAAUGGCGGAACUUAUACGGAACCACGUCGGUACUCAGUUCCAUUAUAGCGGAACUGCAGCCAUGUUACCACUCAGCCUUGGUGGUGUAGUCAGCGAUGAGCUGAUUGUCUACGGGACCCAGAACCUCCGAGUCGUCGACACCAGUAUCCUCCCUAUCGUGCCUGGUGCCCAUACCCAAGCCGUGGCAUUUGGAGUAGCCGAAAAGGCCGCUGACAUCAUCAAGGGACAAAGGGUUCAUCCCGACACCGAAACCGACGAUGCCGACGACGACGAUGACAGCGAAGGAGGAGACGAUUCUGGAUCCAUGCGACUCUCAAUUCCAGCCAUGACACAAACGCUGGUCUUGACGGGGAUGUUGGGGCUCUGGAUGUUGAGCUCCACCAUCUUUUGAUCGUUGUAUUAAUGUUUUCUAGAUUUUCUUCUUCUCGACCUUCCGCUUGUCACUCAUCCUAUCCUCUUGGCAAAUAGUAUAUCACACCAUAUAUCGACCCCUUAUUUGCUUAAAUACCCCCAAACCUUGCUCAUGGCUGGCGCCAAAGUAUAUCUACAUUAUAUCAACCCCGAACUGUGCUUCGUCCCUUCUCAUUUUCGUUCAGGAAAGGGAGCGCGGCCGCUUUACUCGGGUACGUGACGGAUCCCCAGCCGAGCACGGGAGAGCGCCGCGGGAGCUACGGCAGAGUAC